Leguminivora glycinivorella is the source of this 1012-nucleotide messenger RNA. RefSeq names its product gem-associated protein 2. The record is from RefSeq and is a predicted model, not a curated record. Gene Ontology annotation, cellular component: SMN complex; nucleus; spliceosomal complex. NCBI's taxonomy places the organism in Eukaryota, Metazoa, Arthropoda, Insecta, Lepidoptera, Tortricidae. Gene Ontology annotation, biological process: spliceosomal snRNP assembly; spliceosomal complex assembly. Bases 86 to 859 code for a protein of 257 amino acids. The transcript has 4 exons.
ACAAGGCUAAACGUGGGCUAAACGAUCCAAAACGAUCUUUAAUAACAAAAAUAAAAAUUGUAAAUAAACUUGAAUCUUCUCAGAAAUGGGUACUGAGAACAGCAGUAUAAUUUAUAAAGCUAAUGAAAAGAAAAAAAAUGUUCAUGACGAUUUAAUAACAAAGUGUUUUGAAAUUAGUUCCGAUGUCGAAAUGAAAGAAAUUCCCAUAACAGGUGCAGAAUAUCUUCUAAAAGUUAUGACAGAGCGUGCUAACGUAGCUGCAGUUACUGUGUGUGAUAAAGACAUUACACAGUUCGCUAAAAACCAAUCACUAUUUGUAAAAGAGCCACCCGGAGCGAAAGUUGCACCAGAUAAACUCAGAACUACUAUAGAAUGGCAAAAAAUACAAAUGUCAGACUUUGCAGAGGUACGGACAUCUAUGGCUAAGAUAAAAAAUAACCUUUUGGAGAAAGGAAUUGGUAAAAAAAGAGUGAAACCAAUAGUAAUUCAUGAUCAAUCACUUGAAGGCUGGAAAAUAUUUUUUCAAGAACAUGAUUCAACCGUUACAUGUAUGCUGGGCUUUACUCCUGAACAGCUACACACGGGUUUAGAGAUGCUUACAGAAAUAUUGAAGGAAGUCCCACCUGGAGAUACUAUAGAGCAUAAAACAGGUCAAUGGAUCUAUGCAUUUUUGGCUUGUUUAAGGCAUCCGCCACUCUCAGAAACUGUUAGUCUUUUGAGAGACCUUGCGAGAACUUGUGCUGAAAUAAGGUCGAAUAUUGAUCAAGAAGAAGAAGAUGCGUAUAUGAAGGCAGCACCCACAAACCUCUUUAUUUGCAUAGUCGCCAGGUAUUUUGAACAAUGUGAUUUAGCUGACUAAUUUUUUUUAUAUGACCUUGGUGUUACCUUUUAUAUUCAUUAAAUAAUAAUACAGUAUGUAAACUAACGAAAACCAUUUACUGUAACCCGUAAAUGUCCAGGUGAUACUGAGAAACUUUUACUAUGGGAUCAACCCCGAAAUCACGAAAAUAUC